UCCACGCGGCAAAACACUUCCUGCUGUUGACCACCACAUUCCUUCCCCGUCAGACGCGGGGAGGAAGCUCGGGAGGAAGCCGAGCUGAGCAAGAGAGGGGAAAGGAGAAUCGGAUCAAGAAGCAGAGAUGAGAGUUGCAAUUUUUUCAGGAGAAUUUCCUGGAGGAAACUCCGUUACAGGAGCAGAGGCAUGGAGAACAUCAGAUGGUUCGUCGGUGGCGGAUUUGCUGAAUCCCGACAGUUGAGCCUGCAGCAUCCCUCCUAAAAAAGGAUAUGGGUAAUUUACCGUGUAGUAAAUACCAAAUCUGGAAGGGUCCCAUCCGCAAAAAGGACACAGACAGGGACAAGCCUUCCCAAUCGAUGCCCCCCUCCUACGUGGAACCUUCUGUGGCUGCCGACGUGUACAGCCGCAGGUGACGUCACGGCCCCCCAAAGCGCGUAGCCGUACCCCUCCGUUUCAAAAUUCUAAUCCCACGUGCUCUUUUCCACCCCCGCUCUCUCCUCCCAAUAAUUUAAUAAUUAAUAACUAAAUUUAAAAACCACACGAAAUUUAUUUCUUUUUUCCCCCAUUUGACCGGCCGUUUUCUGUAGCCAAUCCACUCGCUCCCCUCUCGCGUUUUUGCAACACACGGCUAUUUUGACCACGUGGCCCGAAAAACCAAACGUGAAUGGUGUUCGACCCGCGCCUAUUUAUAUCCCGCGUUCGAAUAUUUGCCGGGAAACCAUCGCAUCGCAUCACCACCACGCAUCGAGAGGAAGAAGACGAAGCAGCAGCAGCGGCGGCGGCGAGGACGGUGAGGAAAUGCAAAUGGAGUCGUACUACGGCGCGUUCCAAGACGAGGCGGCGUUCUUCUACCCGCACCACGGCGGCGUGGUGCCGGCGUCCCCGGAGCUGCCGUUCGGGUUCAUUGCGUCGCCGGAGCCGACCCCGCCGGAGGCUAUGGAGCCGAGACAGAGCGCGUUCCAGGAGUACGGCGGCGCGGUGCGCGGUGUGCGGGCGGUGGGGAGCGGCGGCGGCGGCGCGAACAUCCACCGGAGGGUGAUGGACGUGCUCGGCAGGAUGGGCGCCGCCGCCGCCGCUGCCGCUGCCCCCGGGGAGAGGGCAGAGGAGGAGGAGGACGAGGAGGGGCCGCAGCAGCGGCGGCGUGGGCACGGCGCCGACGUGGAGAGAAGCCGCGGGUUCCGCCACAUGAUGCGCGAGCGCCAGCGCCGCGAGAAGCUCAGCCAGAGCUACGCUGACCUCUACGCCAUGGUCUCCUCGAGGUCCAAGGGGGACAAGAACUCGAUCGUGCAGUCCGCGGCUAUCUACAUCCACGAGCUGAAGGGCGCGAGGGACCAGCUGCAGAGGAGGAACGAGGAGCUGAAGGCCAAGAUCAUGGGCCACGACGAGCAGCAGCAGUGCGUCAAGGUGCAGUUCGAGGUCGACGAGCCGUCGUCGUCGAUCGACUCCAUGAUCGGGGCGCUCCGGCGGCUCAAGAGCAUGAACGUCAAGACGAGGAAGAUCCGGUCGAGCCUGUCCGGGAACAGGCUGUGGACGGAGAUGAACGUCGAAACCACGAUUGCGGCUUGUGAAGUAGAAAAGGCAGUGGAAGAAGCCCUGAAGGAAGUGGAGAGGAAGCAGCCUGACAGUGAUGCCCCAUUUCCUGGAAGCAGAGGCUGGACACAGACAUCUCAUGUGCAAAAUGUGUUCUGAACUUCUGAUCAGUUUUGAACUUUUGAACCAUGAUCCUGCUGGGACCCCAUUUUUUCAUUUUUUUUAAAUUAAAAAAGAGCUUGUGAUGGAGCAAGUGGAAAAUCUCCAUGUUUCCUUAUAGAUGUCUUGUUAUUUUUCUUUUGUGUCCAUGUAGAUACAAAUAAUGGCUUUCUCUCUUUUCUACUAAAAAAGGAAAAGAGUAUGUGAAGAAUGAAGUAGCUUGUCUCGGUUAAAAAGAAGAAAUGGAAAUUUACAUUCAUGUGAUUUCGUACU
Molecule: messenger RNA, 1965 nt
Organism: Oryza brachyantha (malo sina)
Lineage: Eukaryota; Viridiplantae; Streptophyta; Magnoliopsida; Poales; Poaceae
Product: transcription factor BHLH148
Exons: 6
Coding region: 802-1692 (296 amino acids)
Molecular function (GO): protein dimerization activity
Source: RefSeq, a predicted model, not a curated record